AUGUCUUUGUUUCCGUCUACGCUGCAAACAGGCAAUACGGAUGACAUGACUUCUAAUGAUAAAGAAAUACCUAAUUCCAAUGCUCAAGAUGCGAUGGAUAUCGUUCCAGCUGAUACAGUUGUUGGAGAACAACCUGAAUUAAAUACUAAAGAAAAUAACGGUCAGGUACCUACAGGAGAUGAAGGCCAGACGGUGCAUCCUAAGGUUGAAUCCAACAAAGUUGAAGAGCCUGGCGAAAAUCAGAUAAAUGAUUCAACUGAACUUGACGAACAACCAACAAAAGUUGAAGAGCCCGGCAAAAGUCAGAUAAAUCGUCCAAUUGAAUUUGAAGAACAAACAACCAAAAGUGAACCAGACAGAAACCGGGCACCUACGAUUGAACAAAACGGACAUUCAUCUGAAAGUGACGAACCAGAGGAUGAAGAAAAAAAUGGAUGUUCAUCUGAAUCCCAAUUCGACAUUGAAGAUGAAGUAUUGAUAAACGGCACUGUUCUUUUAGGUCCAGGAAAACAUCAUGAAUCUUCGCCUGUAAACCAAUCACCAGAAGUAAAAAGAAGAAAACAGUUGGAUAAAAUUUUACAUUCUGAUUUGGAAAACGAUAUUGAAGAUGAGCAGAUGACAGACAUCGAACAGGAAGAACUCCCUCCCGCACCGAUACUCGAAGGGUUAUGUAUUGAGUGUCGUGAUCAGGAAGCAUCAUUCUUUUGUGAACAAUGUAGCGAAGAUUUUUGCGAAGUGUGCUUUGCCAUGAUCCAUCGUACUGGAAAAAGACAGGAACAUAGUCACAAGCCCCUUAAUAAUCAGAAGAAUGAGUUGAAAAACAAUGUUGAUACGCAAAAAUCAUCAAAUGAUGAUAUGGAUUUAGAAGAACGUUCAAAAUAUAUACCUCUUCGUUUGAACAUGGAAGAACGGAAACUUCUGAGAUUAUUAGAAGCUGCGUUAAACGUUUCGGAAUAUACGGAUAAGGUUGACAUUAUAUCGUAUACGAGUAAAGCGCGUCGAAUUGUUCAACAAAUCAGGGAUUUAUGUAGCAUUCUAUCUGGCCUUCUUUUAGCGAGUGAUUACAAGAAAGGUCAAGAGCUUUUCGAACAUAAGAGAUAUGAAGAUAACGAAGAUUUUUUCCAAACGGUAUUUGAAAUAGGCAGGCGCCACAAAAUUAUGAAUCCCGAAAAAAUGAGAGAUGCUUACGGAAAAUUGAUGUAUAUGCUUAUGGAUUCUGUCAUCCCAGAAGUUAGGGAUAUGCUAUCAUUUAGCUUAAUUAAACCUAUCAAAACCGUCUACAACUUUCUUAAAGAACACAAUGGUCUUGACGUUCUUCAUGAUGAUCAUGUCGCUGAUGCCACAAAAGAGAUCGUUCCAGAAGGAAAAUCACGAGCACAGAUCAAUCAUGAAAUCAGGAGUAAAGAGCGAGCUAUUGAGCAUAUAAGUAGAAAAUAUAAUCAUUAUGGAUUAUCAUCUGAUAAAAUCAAACAAUGUUUGUACAGUAUUGGUGACAAUCAUGCAUAUUUGAGGACAAAUCGUGACUGCUGCGAUCGAAUGCUUCACCACCUAACGACUAAUUUUCAUCAAACAGAGGUCGAAAAGGGCUAUUCCUUGGCCAUUCAUUCUGGGCGUAAUGGAGCGCGUUUGUCACAUAGUCAUGAAACGCAAUAUUGCUACGCAAAACAAACGCUUUCACUUUGGCGUGAAAUUCAGCACGAGAUGUUUAAGCUUUGGUUUUUGGCUGAUCAAGAUUUGUUAUCAGAGCACAAUACAUAUAAAUUAAAGGAUACUGGUCAAGGGUUGAAUAGAAUCCAAAAUUGUCCGUCAGUUUCGAAAGUUAUGCACUCAAUUCUACAUAUUGCCCAAAAGAAAGCGAAAUAUUGGGUUGGAAGUUCAGUUAUUCACCUAGGAGAUAAAAAUGUUCCCAAUGCACUUAUGUUUAUUGAUAAGUACAAUCAAGUAUCACGCAUAUUGAAUCCAAUAUUAAUAUGUCUCGACCAAAUCGGGCCUUUGGUCAAAAGCAAUUCUGGAAUUCGUUGCUAUAUAGAAAAUUCAUUUGAAAAUGUUGAUGAGCUCAAGAAGGGUAUUCUCGCAGAUUUCUUUCGAUAUGCUUUUGAUGGUAGCGGAGCAGACAACUUCUUUGAUGCUGGAAGUUGCAUUGAUGGUCGAUUAACGAGUGCGUGGAAUUGGUGUUCAUUAAUUGAAAAGAAAUCAUAUUUUCCUGUGUUUUUAUUAACGGGAUUCGUUGGUUUCGAUGGCGAGGGAUUUUAG
Messenger RNA from Acaulospora morrowiae, 2253 nucleotides. Lineage: Eukaryota; Fungi; Glomeromycota; Glomeromycetes; Diversisporales; Acaulosporaceae. The record is from the annotation of a GenBank genome assembly.